CGCGCGCGGAAAGAGGCGCGACGGGCACGAUGGCGGCCCUCAAGCUCGAUUACUCCGUGCUGGACGCGCCGCAGCGCGCGACGGACAGGAUAGAGGCCGACUGCGCGCGAGAGAUCCACGGCGACGUUCACGCGCAGAACUUCAAGCUGCCCAUGGUCGAGAACUACGACGAGUUCCAGCGCGAGGUUGUCGAUUACGUCAAGCCCAAUCACGGCACCACCACGCUCGGUUUCAUCUUCGAGCACGGCGUCGUCAUCGCGGUCGACUCUCGCGCCUCCCAAGGGCCGUACAUCUCGUCGCAGACGGUCAAGAAGGUGAUCGAGAUCAACCCCUACCUGCUCGGCACCAUGGCGGGCGGCGCGGCGGACUGCCAGUUCUGGCAGCGCAACCUCGGCAUCCAGUGCAGGCUCCACGAGCUGGAGAACGGCAAGCGCAUCUCCGUCGCGGGCGCGUCCAAGCUCCUCGCCAACACCCUCUACGGCUACCGAGGCCAAGGCCUCUCCAUGGGCACCAUGGUCGCGGGAUGGGAUCUGAAAGGACCGGGGCUGUACUACGUGGACUCGGACGGCACCCGGCUCAAGGGCCAGCGGUUCUCGGUGGGAUCUGGGAGCCUGUUCGCGUACGGCGUCCUCGAUCAGGGGUACAGGUGGGAUCUCAGCGUGGAAGAGGCGUGCGAGCUGGGCCGAAGGGCCAUCUAUCACGCCACAUUUCGCGACGCGUUUUCCGGCGGGACGAUAUCCGUGUAUCACGUAAACGAGAACGGGUGGACCAAGGUGAGCGGCACCGACGUGGGCGAGCUGCACUUCGAGUACUACCCCGCGGACCCGGUCGAGAACCCCGAAGGAGGGAAAGGAGCGGGCGGCGGAAAAGACAAAGACGCGGCGGGGGACGCCAUGGAGUCGUGAGCGGUCUCCGCCCGAUUGUAACUUUAAGCGUACGUCGCUCCGAUUAUUCGCUUCC
Micromonas commoda is the source of this 960-nucleotide messenger RNA. RefSeq lists its product with no specific name. NCBI's taxonomy places the organism in Eukaryota, Viridiplantae, Chlorophyta, Mamiellophyceae, Mamiellales, Mamiellaceae. The record is from RefSeq and is a predicted model, not a curated record. The transcript has 3 exons. Gene Ontology annotation, cellular component: proteasome core complex. Bases 30 to 905 code for a protein of 291 amino acids. Gene Ontology annotation, molecular function: threonine-type endopeptidase activity.